AUGACUUCAUCAGAAACGUCAGGAAAGAAGCAAAAAUUCUGGCUCUACGCGUUUCGCGACCACCUUGCGGGUAUCCAAGCUUUUCCGAACUGUGUUGAUGUCGCCGAUAUCUACGGUGAUGGCGACUACAAACUGAUUGUUGCGGACGGUAGUCGGCGAAUUAAGAUGUUUAGCGGUACAUCACUGGCAAUGCAGCUGCGGUUGCUCUCUGUUCCAUCUGCAUUGACUACAUUCUACGCCGAAAGGAGUGAUGCUGUGGAGCGCCCAGUUGUGGCUGUUGCUUGUGGACCCUACAUCUUUAUGUAUCGGAAUAUGAAACCCCUGUACCGGUUUACAGUUCCUGUAGUAGAGUUGGAUGACGUGGAUGUAGCUGUGUGGGAUGCUCUUCGCAACGGCACUCUUCCCCUCACCGAGGCAACGGAUAUGUUAGAGGAGCGGCGCAAAAACGGUGUGGAGCUGUCGGCGCGUUCUACAGACCUUCUGGCUUCUGACAACUUGCAAGAGCGAGAGCGAUUUGUAGAACGGACCAAGAAUGAACCUCUUCGACAAAUGACAGUUGUGGCGUGCAUGGGUUCUCUAUGGGUGGAUCCCGGGGAGAAUGGUCGCAGCUGUUUGGUUUUCGGCACAGAAGACCGCUAUAUCUAUGUGCUGAAGAACUCUGCAAUGGAGGUGCAGUUUAAAGUAAAGUUUCCCAGUGUCCCUGUUCAGAUAUUAACAGCGGGAGCAUUACGGGUUCAAUACCGCAUUGUUGUUGCGUGCCGAGACGGAUGCGUCUACUCCAUAAAGAAUGGGGAUUUAUCAGGCUCGGUUAUUUUUCCAGAUGGAGAGAUAGUGCAGAUUGCACGGUACGAUAACCUUGUGGCUGUAGCAACAACGCGGAAUACGUUGUCAUAUUUUAAUUUGAAGGGCAAACGGCAGUCGUGUAUUUUCCUCCCCCUUCCGGUAACAAACAUCGUCACUAUUGUGGAGAGCGCAUCCACAAAAGCCCGCGGCAUUGUUGUAGCACUCAGCAAUGGGGCAAUCCGCGUGUAUGUAGGCAAGUCGCUGCUCCACGAGAGCCAGGCAUACGGCUCGGUGACCGCUAUGCACUACGGCCGUUAUGGGCGCGAAGAUGCGGCACUUAUUCUCCUUUUGCAGAACGGUUCCUUAGUGGUGGAGAUGCUCCAUCGCCAUGCAUCCUUUGAGUGCGAAACGGAAGGCGAGGUUGGCCCAUCUGCAGAGCAAGAUGUGCCCAUCCCUGUUCCGCCACUUACGAGCGUCUUUGUGGCGCAAGCAGAACGUGAGCGUACAUACAGUGUAGACAUGCACCAGUCGUUUCAGCGCGAUCUCUGUCGUCUGCGCCUCAAAACUGCAAAGUCGUACCUGGGGUUACUUUCUGGUGGUGGUGGUGGUGGUGGUGGUAGUGGUGGUGAGACAUCAGGAGUAGGUGGGUUGCCUAGUUACCGAUCAGACAGCUCUCUUCGCAUGCUCACCGCUGUGCAAGGCCUUGGUCCUGUUUUCAAGAUUCAAAUCACCCUCCAGAAUGUGACCCAGAAACCAAUGCAUGAUUUAACGAUUAUUCUGCGUUACCCCGCAGCCUCCUGCAAGGUGUCGAAGUCCAUUAUGGAUGUGCCAUUUCUGUUGCCCUCCCUUCUUUCUUCCUAUGAGCUACUUGUAGAGCGUGUGGGUGAAGAGGUGAUGAGUGACGGUGUGCAUGUAUGCGUCAGCAGCCUUGCCAAUCCCGUGCCUCUGGUAGCCGCUAUUGUAGAGUUACCGGAUACAGGGAUGAUGGAAGAAGGUGUUUGA
This is a messenger RNA of Trypanosoma grayi, 1785 nucleotides long. Its product is annotated as putative Bardet-Biedl syndrome 1 protein. Bases 1 to 1785 code for a protein of 594 amino acids. The record is from RefSeq and is a predicted model, not a curated record. Gene Ontology annotation, cellular component: axoneme; centrosome; BBSome. Lineage: Eukaryota; Euglenozoa; Kinetoplastea; Trypanosomatida; Trypanosomatidae. The transcript has a single exon. Gene Ontology annotation, biological process: protein localization to cilium; non-motile cilium assembly. Gene Ontology annotation, molecular function: smoothened binding; patched binding.